AUGGCGUUUUCAGGGUGCUGCACGCUGAUUCUGGUAAUUUCGUUGUUCAUCGUGAAAAUCACAGGUAAUUCAAUAUUCUUAAACACACUCUCCAACUAUUGAUUUUAUUCUGUUUUUAAGACUUGACAUGGCCUUUGGAGUACGUUAAAAAAAGCUAAUUAUUUACGUAAAGUAACUAUGACGGACAACUUGCAACUUGAACCUUAAGAAACAUUAAUAAUCUGUGCCCCAAGACCAAGUGCGUUGUAUUUGGCUAAAGCGUUCCUUACUCAUUAAUUCUAAUCACUCAAAUAUUCAACAUUUUCAACUUCCCAAAAUUUGUGCCUUGAAAAUGGAAAGUCUCUGGCUUCAAAAGAAGGAAAUUCAUGAAAGCAUUGCAGAAAUGAAUGCGAAAUCUUUGCCCAAACCUAGUUGCGGGCGACCCUUUUGUCCGGGAUUAUUUCCGAAAUUAUCGUCCUCAAGUUCAGAAAAGGAAAAAUCUCGAAAUAUUUUAACUAGAGAGCGUUACAUGAUGUACAAAUUAGGACAUGUACAUCAUGGCAAACAACACGUGCAUGAGAGUCUUCACAAAUUCAUUCACGAACCACCUGUUUUAACUGUAUUUAUCAUAACAUGUUAACAUUUUCUCAAACGUCAAACUUUCCAUGUGCCGGAAGUAGUGCAUGAAAAAAACUUUUUGAUCGACAUUGGAUAAAAUUAGGUUUGACAAAAUUCAUCUUAUUUGACGAGACCCAAUGCUUAAGUUCGAGUGCGAGUUAAGUUAUUAAAUGUACAAAAAAUUCAAGCGGUCUACAUGGGAAGUUCAACUGUAGAGCGACUUCGUUUCAGACCGUCAAGCACUUCCUGUUCCGAAUCUAAUCCAUAAGAUAUGUUAACUCUGUUUAAAUGAUUGGUUAUUUUACGCAAAAUUAAAAACGCACAGACGCACUACCACUGACGUGUACAGCGUUUUCAAAGUGGUAUUAGCGGAGUGUUUAAGGGUCUGUUUACAUGGAGUGGGGGACCCCGGUCUAGUGGGGUAAGUUUCUUUUGUUUUCAAGCUCUGGUGGACACAAAACAAAAGAAACUUACCCCACUAGACCGGGGUCCCCCACUCCAUGUAAACAGGGUGUAAAACACCGCAAGCAGCCACGCGAACGUCACACGGGGGGUACUCAAUUAUAUAAGCCAUAUAGGUAUGUGCCGCCCCAAAGGGUAUGAUUUUGGGGCCUUUUUGGUCUGAAAAAGGGGUAUACACUUUGCCCAUUUUUUUCUGGAAUCGGGUAUGGUUUUCGAGGGAACUACGGGAGCGUAUGAACGUAGUUAUCGUUUCAACUCCAAAUCAAUAAGAACGAAAUAGAAAUAUGCUAAUUCGCAAUACAUUUGAAGAAUUUUUUGUUUGCGUUCUAAUCUAAGUAAUGAUGACAUAAUUUCUGCCAAAGGCCAGGUCUGAAAACGGGCAUGGAUCUUAGAGGUCUGGUCUGAAAACGGAUGUGGAAAAUGAUGUUUUCUUGGUCUGAAAUUGGGUCAGGAUUUGGAGAACCGGGCGGCACACUUUCAUCAAGAAUUCCCAGGAUUGCUCCCCCGGCACGUCAAAAAAUCAACAGGGUCUACAAUGUAAGCCCGAAAUGGCAAAUUCUAUAUAACGAAGCCCUCGGUAGAGCGAACGAUAUUAUUCGUCCCAGAAAGGAUAAAAUAUGGAAAGUUCCUCCAAUAACGCCAUACGUGUUGUCGUUAUAUGUCAUUAUACGUUAUACGCAUAUUGUAAUCAGUAAGCAAAAGAAACGGCCACUUUAAGGGAAAAGAACCUCGAUAUUACUUUAAUUGAUUGCGUAUUCCUGAACUUAAAUGUAAUUGGCCAGUACACAAUCAACAUUCCUAAAAUUGUUCAGGUGUUCACCCUUUUAAGGCGGAGUUCCAAAGAACCUUUCGAAAAGAAUGAACAAGAGGUAAUAAUGUAUCAAGUACACGUGGGCACUCCAUUCUUUUCUUUUGAAUGAUUUUGAAAUGAGGGCUUUAAUUUCAGUUUCAUCCACACUGUGUGUACCAGCUGGGAGACGACUUGAGGGCUUGUCGCGUCCAGCGUUGUUGCAAAAGGGCUUGAAUUAAAAAUGACAGCCGCAAAAAAGGAAUCUAUGAAGUUAAUUUUAUGCAUUUCCUUUUGCAAUUCUAAGCGAAUAUAAGCGUUGCUAGUGUACUCACCUGUACUGUUAUUCUCGGCAAAGUAAUUGUUGUGUGAGGCAGAAGAAACAGCAAAUAUAUUAACUCAUUUUACUAAAUUCUUUUUCCGUAAAUUGCUCAGCUUCAGGUGCUCAGGAAACUCAGCGUAAAAGGGUUUUUGUGUCUCGUUUCGGACGUGAUGCUAACAACUGUGGCACUGAGGUACUUCCUUGUCAGACCAUCGCUCAAGCUGUUCGCCAGGUGACCUGGAGUGGAGAGAUAUACCUCAAUGGGAGUGGCACCGAGAAUUUCCCUUACAGUUGCAGUCGUCCUAACGAACAUCUUGGGAUUUGCAUCAAGAAAAGUUUGAAUAUCACAGGGUUCUUGUCGCCCCACGUUUUUUGUCCCGCGGGAUUUUAUUUCCAAAAGAAAAAUGGCAAGAAGCAGAUUCAGGUGAAAUUAUCAGGGAUUGUUUUCACGCAAACAUCUCUGACAAUUGAAGAUUGUGAGUACGUAGCACUUGCCAACUGUACUUUUGGUGGCGCUUCAGAGGUUUUGCGUGUUUAUUUGCAGAAAAUUACUACAUUUCAGUUGGAUAUCACUGGACACUCGUUUUUUCACAACAAUUCGUUAUGCCUAAUGCUACUUUUUCUCAGAAAUAUCAGAAACAAAAGUCGUUUUGUGGCAGUCAAUAUAAGUGAUACGUAUUUUACUAUGAAUGGAUAUGGGCGAGCUCAUAUAGGAGGGCUGAAGAUGGUAUCAAAGGGAAAGAAAGCUUCACAAAUUAUAGAGUAUAUGAAUAUCUCUUGUAACAACGUUGAGUAUGUCAACAACUUUGGAUCCUUUUUACACCUUGAAGUUCCAAACGUGCUGACAAAAGAGACAUACGAAGAUCUGAAUUUCGAUUCCAAUAACUUACAACCGGCAGGGAACAACCUUUACUUUUCAAAUGUGAAAGAGACCAAUGCAAUUUUCAAAGGCUUACGAUGCGCACGCAAUCCGUCUUCGUGUUGUAUCAGAAUCCAGUCUAACAUUGCAGCAGUUGAUAUCCAAGGUUCUAUUUUCGACGACAUUUUUCAAGCUUUGCAUCUUGACUCUAAAAUAACUGCAUCCUUACGAAUUUUGAGUUCAGUGAUUAAAAACAACAGCGUAGGUGCUGACUGUGCAUUGUUUAAUAAAAGCCCGCAAGGAGUUCUCAAAAUCAACAUUACCAAAACGUUAUUCAGUAACUGUCGAGCCAAGAACUAUGAAAGCGCGAUAUUGAUAGGGCGUCGGAAAAUUAACGAUCAGAAUAAUUCAGGCCCAGAUAAAUUACAUUUCACUCUCAGAAAUGUUUCUGUGAGAGAGUGGGUCGGGGAAUUGUCCAACUCUUCAACGAUAAAUGUCAUUCUUAAAAGUGGAAAUGUCACAAUAGAAGAGUCUAACUUUUCUAACACGAGGUUAGCAUCACCCAACAACGCUGUUCUCGUCCUGACGCUAGGGGGGGAAUCUAACAUCACAGUUUUAAAUUGCUCGGUCAUUGUCAUAGAUUUCAGUGGUAUGACCAGUGAAGCGACAGCCUUCCAAAUGAUCGCAUCAAAAGGAAACGCAGGAAAUGUAACAAUAUCAAACAGCUUGUUCAGAAACAUUGGCAACCUACAGAGGGCCUUGUUGGUAAGUCCCAGAUACCGCAUGAGAUUGAUAAAUAUAACAGUGAUAUCAUUCUUCUAUGGAUUCCAGGUCGCCCAAAAGUUUCGCGGACAUUUCAAGUCUCCGAUUGAUAUCUACAUCGAUAAAUGCACUUUCAUAAACAACAUCUAUGAUCUGAGGUUGACUCUGUAUGAUCCAACCUCAGUUCGCGUAACGAUUCAGAAUUCACUUUUUACCAGUAAUGAAACCCUUUUUGGAACAAGUUACGUUAUUCGCCUCUUCAUCCGACUAAAAAAUAUCAAAUCCACGAAUGCAAGUGUAAUGCUUGACAAUGAUACUUUCGACUCCAAAUCAUCGGUCGAUUUUGCUCUUUUCUUUAAAGGGACGAAAAAAGUGACAAUUAAGAGAUGCACGUUUCGUAACUGCAUUUAUGCGUUUCCACGUGCACAGAGGUGGAUCGUGGCAAAGACUGAUGCGUUUUACGAGACAGGUUCUGGCGCAAUUUCGAUCUUGAACUAUCCUGAUACUCUGAAAAACAAUGGAUGUCUUCACUCACGCACUACUAAGGACACACAUCCUAUCUGGAAUUACGAAAGUAAUGUGACGUUCGAGGAUACUAUAUUUGAGCAAAAUAUGGGACUGAUUACUGGCGGAGUCCACGUAAGUAACGGAUUAACUACAUUCAAGAGAUGUGUUUUUAAAAAUAAUUUUGGCAUUCAACAGGGUGGACACAUUUAUUCCUCAUCUGGAACUGGACGACUGGACAUUGAAGAUUGUUUAUUCCUUAGAACAAAGACAAUGUUCGACAGAAUUAACGGUUCCAGAUAUCAAAAAGCAACCUUCUUGUAUUCUGAGAGUGAAGGGCCUAUAAAUCUUAAGAACACAUCCUUGAUAUCAGUGUUCCCUGCACGAAAUGACUUUCGAAUAUUUGACAUUUCCGGUGGCGGAUACGUUCACAUGGAUGAUAAAACCACCAUGCAGUGCAACGAAGGAAGUAAGCUAGUAUUGGAAAACGCUACACAUUUUGAAUACACACAGGAAAAUGGCACAUCUUGCACAAAAAACGUAACUGUCGUGAGGUACUCUUGUCUUUCAUGUCCCGUGACUUAUUACAGCCUCCAAAAAGGAACAUCGCGAGGUUUAUAUGUUAACAAUACCAUUCCUUGUCUUCAAUGUCCAUUUGGUGCUAGAUGCAUUGAAAGAAAUAUAGCUGCAAAGCCAAAUUUCUGGGGUUACCAAACAACUAAAGGACACCAUCAGUUUCUGAAUUUUUCUUCCUGCCCGGAACACUACUGUCAAAGUCCGACAGACGUUUCAAAUGAUUUUAACAAUUGUCACGGGAAUAGAAAUGGUACUCUCUGUGGAAAAUGCGCAGAAGGGUUCACAGAAUCUCUAUUUUCAAGGGAAUGCUCUAAAGUUGCAAAAUGCGGAAAAUCUUGGAUUUGGGUCGUGACAAUACUUUUAACACUUGGAUUGGUACUUUAUCUUUUGAUAAAACCGCCAAUACUUGGCUUCCUUUGCUGCCAGAUCCUUUGGUUCAGAAGAGAUCGCCAUCAAAUAGGUCAAAAUGAAGCCUCAGGCAGCGGGUUUAUGAAAAUAACAUUUUAUUUCUACCAAGUUGCAGAGAUUUUGAUGGACACAUCGAUAGAAAAUCGGCUGAAAAUGAUACCGUUUCUUGCCUUUCUGAUCUCUACCUUUAAUUUUCAUGUUACAAACAUAAACAACAAAAUCGGAUGUCCUUUUGCAGGUCUUACAGUGGUAACUAAGGAGCUAUUUCUAUCUGGAACUGUUUUUUUGGCAGUGGCGAACGUCUUCAUCGUGUAUAUUUUACAUAUGAUCAUCAACAUGCUGCGACAAAAAGAAAAGCCAAGACUAAUGCACUACGCAGCCGUUUUCAUGGAAGUAUUAUUGCUUGGGUAUGAACGACUGGCAGAAACGUCCCUGAAGCUAUUGCAUUGUGUCUCCAUAGGAUCUAGAAAAUGGCUCUUUAUCGACGGGAAUGUUCCAUGUUUGCAGUGGUGGCAAUAUAUCCUGUUGGCUUAUGUUGCUGUGUUUAUAUUGCCCUUUACCCUGAUACUUUACUGGGGUUCUUCAAAGCUCUUCACAUCGUCCAUUAAGGCAAGUGAAUUUCUCGCAGCUUGUGUCCUUCCACUGCCUUUUCUGAUCUACUGGCUUUUCCAGAGCAUUUGGCAUAAAGGAGAACGACACGUGCCCGGGAGAGAUCAGGAUGUCAACAAAGAUGUUUUGGAAAUAAUCCAUGGGCCAUUUCGCCCUCCAGACACUGACAACAAAGGGGCCCUCUACUGGGAAAGUGUUUUGAUUGCGCGAAGGCUUAUUCUUCUUGUAAUUCAUACCUUUAUCACAGAUGCAUUGUUACGUGGGGUUUGCAUCUCAGGCGCUUGUUUCCUGAUAACAAUUCACCACAUUUUGAAGAACCCUUACAAAGAUCAGUUGGCUAAUAAAUCAGAAACUUUGUCUCUCGUUGUUUUGACCCUGAUUGCUGUAAUCAAUCUGCCAAAAGCAACCCUCUUUUCAUUCGGUGUAGACAUGAGCACCGAUGCGUCAAACGGAUUUUAUGUGGAAAUGGUCAAGUGGUUUGAGGUUGGCGCUUUAGCAUUUAUUCCAGCGUUAGUAUUCCUGCUGGUCUCAUUCGCAUUGCUAUCCCAGCUGGCAAGAUUCGGAGUGUUCCUAUUGAAGUAUAUUCGACUUUUUUGUCAGUAUCGUCCCUCUGAGUUGAUGACAGAAGCACACAGCCCCCUGAUAUAG
Messenger RNA from Porites lobata, 6534 nucleotides. Lineage: Eukaryota; Metazoa; Cnidaria; Anthozoa; Scleractinia; Poritidae. The record is from the annotation of a GenBank genome assembly.